GCUAGAGACGACGCAAGGCUCCGUGAUCCUGGACUUGAGUGCUUAUUAAUCUGGAAGGUAGGAGGCAGCUAAUGGGAAAUAGUCGGGAGAUAGAAGCCGACACAACGCAGACAGCGGGAAAUGAGUGGAUGUCCUGAGGGGAGAACCAUUUCAGCUGGCGACAGACUCCUUUACCUGUUUACAUAUAACUCAUAAAAUCGAACUAUCGUUAUCAAACGGCUCAGGUUAGGCUACGCACAAACGGAAGAGUGUGACUAGACUAGGAACUGAAGUCUAAAAUGUCAGGGUUUCCUGGACCCUCACAACUACUCGUGGCAGUGAAGGAGGAGAUAAAAGAAGAAGAAGAAGAAUUUGAUCAUUUCCUACACGAGUAUCUGAGUGCAAUUCAUGAAGAGGAUGAAAAGCCUGUACUGCAAUAUGACUAUAAGACUGAAACACACACAGCACCAAUCUUGACCUGCAAAGAAGAGGAGUCUCCACUGACGAACAUUAAAGAGGAAGAAGAAUAUGAUUUAAGAGAAUUUGAUCAUGAGGACACUUCUCUGAGAAGAGGCUCUCAAAGGAUUCAGUCUCACAAAAAAGUGAGGAACACUGAGGAAAAAAGACACAAGAAGAAAAAUGACAAACGUUUCCGGUGCAGGAAGACUUCGUACCGAAAAUCACAUCAGCGACUGGUUACCAAGGAGACAAAACAUGAAUGCCCUCAGUGUUCCAGAACCUUUGUGUCAUUUUCCACUCUUGCAAUUCAUCAACGAGUGCACACAGGAAACAAGCCCCAUCAGUGCAGCACAUGUGGCAAGAAUUUCAGCAUUAUCUCAAAUCUCGCUAGACAUCAGAUCAUGCAUACUGGAGAGAAGCCGUAUCGGUGUUCUCAAUGCGGAAAGACCUAUUUUCGAAUAUCUGAUCUCAGGCUACACGAGAUGAUCCAUACUGGAGAAAGGCCAUAUCAUUGCACUACGUGCGAAAAGAGUUACAGGACUAUGUCAGAUCUUACCAAACAUCAAAUUGUGCAUAGGCCUAAUGGUGAAAAGGCACAUGAGUGUCCUCAGUGUGGAAAAACAUGUUGGAGAGCAUAUGACCUCAAGAAACAUCAGAUGAUCCAUACUGGGGAAAGGCCAUAUGAAUGUUCUACAUGUGGAAAGAGUUUCAGGGCGAGGCCAGACCUCACCAAACAUCAGAUCACACAUAAUAGGGAAAAGCCAUACAAGUGUUCUCAGUGUGAAAAGUCCUUCAUGAGUAUCUAUCAUCUUAAAAGACAUCAGAUGAUCCAUACUGGGGAAAAGCCAUAUCAAUGUACUGUGUGUGGGAAGAGUUUCAGGCGUAGCUCACAACUCGCUACUCAUCAGAUGACACACACAGAAAAGCCUCACAGAGAAAAAAAGCCUCAUAAGUGCUCUCAGUGUGGAAACGGCUUCACAACUGCAGGUAGUCUUGGGGCACAUCAGAUUAUUCAUACAGGAGAAAAACCUUUUAAAUGUUCACAGUGUGGAAAGGCCUACAAUAACCUCUCUAAUCUUAGUGCACACAAGAAAACACACAGUGGAGGAAAGCCAUAUCACUGCAGCACAUGUGGGAAGAGUUUCAGAAGUAGAGCAGAUCUUGCCGAUCAUGAAACCAUACACACUGGAGAGAAGCCUCAGAAGUGUUCUCAGUGUGGAGAGACUUUUGGUCGAAGGUUUCAACUCAAAUAUCACCACAAGAAAUGACUCUGCAGAAUAUCAACAAUUGAGCAAACAUUUGUUUUGUCAUUAAUGGCAUGCUGUCUGAAGCUGUGGUAACAAAUAUUAAGGUAAAUCCAAUAUUGUUAUACCGGUACAUUUAUCACUUUGUCCCGCAAUACCAAAGGCCUUACAGAGAGUGUUUCAAUGAGUAACGCUAACUUAAAUAAUAUAGUUCUGUCGUCACACGAAUCUGAACAGUCUCAUGCUCAUAGACCAGCCCUUAGUUAUGUAGAUUGGUAUACAUUACUAUGAUCAUCGGCCCUUAGUUAUGUAGAUUGGUAUACAUUACUAUGACCAUCGGCCCUUAGUUAUAUAGAUUGGUAUACAUUACUAUGGCCAUCGGCCCAUACUUAUGUAGAUUGGUGUACAUUACUAUGACUAUCGGCCCUUAGUUAUAUAGAUUGGUAUACAUUACUAUGACCAUCGGCCCUUAGUUAUAUAGAUUGGUAUACAUUACUAUGAUCAUGGGCCCUUAGUUAUAUAGAUUGGUAUACAUUACUAAGACCAUCGGCCUUUAGUUAUAUAUUGGUAUACAUUACUAUGAGCCUUUAUGUAGAUUGGUAUGCAUUAUUAUGAUUCAUUGUGAACAGAAUGUCCCUGCUUUGUGACCUAUUAUGAAUGUAUGAGUAAUGUUUCAUGGAUACUGUGUUGAAAUAACUCUUUGUGUUUAAUAAAUCUUUAUUGGCAUGUUUGUAUAACAGCACAUUGGUGAAUAUCU
Messenger RNA from Alosa alosa (allis shad), 2439 nucleotides. RefSeq names its product zinc finger protein 660-like. Gene Ontology annotation, molecular function: DNA-binding transcription factor activity, RNA polymerase II-specific; RNA polymerase II cis-regulatory region sequence-specific DNA binding. NCBI's taxonomy places the organism in Eukaryota, Metazoa, Chordata, Actinopteri, Clupeiformes, Clupeidae. The record is from RefSeq and is a predicted model, not a curated record. Gene Ontology annotation, biological process: regulation of DNA-templated transcription. The coding region runs from base 279 to 1706 and encodes 475 amino acids. The transcript has 3 exons.